Messenger RNA from Schistosoma intercalatum, 6725 nucleotides. The record is from the annotation of a GenBank genome assembly. NCBI's taxonomy places the organism in Eukaryota, Metazoa, Platyhelminthes, Trematoda, Strigeidida, Schistosomatidae.
CACGAAACUAAAGUAUGUGGGGUGUUUGAAGAGCAACGUUGCUGGCAUAUUUGCUAUUGAGAAUCCAUCAAAUAUUUCUGUAAUCAAAUGUAAGUUGGCUUACUGUUAUGGCUUCUUAUGCGACAGAAAUGCACGCUUCUUCUGGUUGUGAAGUCUCACACAAUAAACAGUCUCAAAAUUCAUCUGAUUCUUAUGGGAACAAAAAAACCUCAUCUACACAUUCCACCAACAAUUAUAAAAGUUCAUUCGAAAGAACUAAUCAUCCACCAAUAUCUCAGUCAGUUCCAUCUUGCUCAGACAUGAAUCCUGUAACAAGCCAGCUUCAACCGCAACAUUCACAGUACCGUUAUUCAGAUCCGUAUAGUUUCCUACGUCAGCCAGAGUCUAAUCCACGGACGCUUCCUAAUUCUGAUACUAUGAAUUGUGUCCCCUCAAUUUAUACAAGCCCAGAAUAUAAUUUAAACAGUCCAGACUUAUGCACACAGACCAGUCAUUUACAGUCUUAUUUACAUCGUGUAUCUUGUUGCUUGCCUCAAUGUCCACAAUGUCUUUCUUACAAUCUUUUCGCUCAAUCUUAUAAUUUUCCAAACAAUGGAACAGCUCUACAACCACCUUUAGUAUUGUCUCCAACUAUGUUGAAUAACUACUCAACUUCAGCACUGUGUUGUCCAUCAGCUUCUCAAAUACCAUAUUAUUUUUGGUACAACCAGGAUCCUGAAUACCAGAAACAAUAUUAUCAAACUCAAUUAGCUAUGUCUAAGUUGAAUCUGGACCAUUCGUCUCCAAAUACAUGUAUGAUGGUACAAUCGGGACCAGAUCCUAUGCAUGGGCCUUUGCCAAAUCAAGCACAUCAAGCUGAGGCAAAUUAUUCUACAAACCCAAAUACUUUUGCUUCAGUAUCCUUAUCAGAAAAUCCUAAUACAAUUGUUCAUCCGCCUAGUUUAAUUAUGCCUAUGCCUCGGUCUGUCGCUAUUGCUACUUCUACUACUACCAUGAAUAAUAGUAAUGUAUCGUCUAAAACAAAUGAUCCAUCUCUAAUCAACCAGUUCGAUUAUUCCAAUGCUUCAUCUUAUGCAAGUAGUAACAGUACAUCAAUAAAUAAUCAAUUGAAUGGGUAUACAACACUUCCUAUGGAUGGUGUCUACGAUCCAACUAACAGUGCAUGGUAUCCUGGAUAUUGGAAUUCGAAUAAUCUAUGGGUAUCAACGGCAACUGGUCAAGGUGGUUAUUUAACAACACCAUUCAAUAAUAACAGAUUAUCUCUACCAAUUUCUUCAUUUUCACCCAACCCACAGUCGUUCAACACAGAUGAAUAUGCAGUUCUACAUCAACAAUAUGUAAAUACGAUAAAUAAUGAUUUCACUGGUGUUAUCAAUACUGGUAAUAAUCAUCAUCGCCAUCAUCAUUCAACAGAUUUAAUAACAAAUUAUAAUCAGUCAAGAGAUAGGACGGUUGUUGUUAGUCAACAGCCACAACAAACACUUUUAGCUAACAACACUACUUCAUCUAUGCCAUCCCUAUCAUCAUCUUCGUCGAUAAUGCUCAAUGCAGCAUCUUUAUCAUCAACACCAGUCAGUAAAUUAUUAUCAUCAUCAUCGUCAUCAUCAUCAAACCAAAAGGAAUAUCACACAUUAUCGUAUUACACUAAUCCGAAAUCAAAUGAUUCUUUAACAAAUUUACAAAAUAUUCAAUAUUGUUCUUAUCCUCUACCGUUUUAUAACACGAAUAACGUUGUCAAUAUGAUAAAUAGUAGUUAUAAUAACAAUCAUACUACUGCAUCUGUUAUCACUCAUAAUAAUACUAAUAGUAAUAUUAACAGUAGUAAUAAUAAUAGCAGUAAUAAUAGUAAUAAUAUGCGUUUAAUUUUAACGAUAUUAGCCAAUUCACGAGCAAAUACUACCGCUAUCGCUACUCCAAAUAUUGUCCAUAGUCCUUAUCGUUAUAGUCCAGAUCGAAAUAGUUUAUUAUGUAAAAGUCAAAAGCUAUUAUCUGUCAAUCCCAUUUCGUGUAAUACAAACACUACUCGAUCUAUGUGUAAAGCGUUUUCACAAUCCGAGUUGGCACGUUUAAACUUGAAUGUUAAUCCAGUGAAUUUUGAUGCAUCACUGGUGCAUAGAGCUCGUUAUUUCAUUAUUAAAUCAGACUAUGUGUACAAUGUGUACCAAUCUAUAAAAUAUGGCGUUUGGUGCUCAACUCGUACUGGUAAUCAGUGUUUGGAUGAAGCGUAUCAAUCAGUACAUGGUUCUACUGUGACUAUAACAACAACGACGACCGCCACCACCACCGCUGCUAAAAACGUCAAUAGUCGUAACGAUGAUAAUAAUAAUAAUAAAGAUAAUACUAGCAUAAUCAGUGAUGAAUCGAAGUUACUUCAUAACAGUAAACUACAAUCAGAUAGUAAUGAAAAAGUAACAGGAAUUACUUCUACUACUAAUAAUAAUAAUAAAUCCUGCCCAACUAACAAUCCUGUUCAAUGCCCAAAUGAUUCGCCUGCUGUUGUUACAACCGCACCCAUCUUGUCUGUUUGUUCUACCACGUGUACUAUCACCACUAAUACAAAUACACCCAAUAACAAUGUAAACUUCGAUAAAGCUAACGUUUCAAGAACAAAAGUCAAUACAAACGAUCCAAUUAUACCAAUAACAACUAUUUCUUCAACCAUACCGACGGCAAAUAAUGGUCAGAACUCGACCAAAUCAAAAAGAACUUCAACAUCUACAUUUAAUACUAACGUAAACUCUUCUCCAGGACAUAUUAUUCUAUUUUUUUCAGUUAGAGAAUCUGGAUAUCUAACUGGAGUUGCUGAAAUGAUCAGUCCGGUUAAUCCACAAAAGCGUUCUACAAUAUGGCAAGAUUUGCGAUUUAGAGGAGAAUUCGCUGUGAGAUGGUUGUAUAUUAAACAUAUUCCGAACCAUGUCAUUAAGCAUAUCUUAGUUGAGUGCUAUGACAAUCGUCCGGUGACAGUGUUACGUGAUACUAGUGAAAUUUUACCACCGUCUAAAGGGGAAGAAUUACUACGUAUUGUACAUGAAUAUGGAUUAUCUACAUCAUCAUCACUACCGAAUAUGUCAUCCUCAUUGUCAACAUCAUCAUCAUCUCAUUCGAUUGGAGGUGCUAAAUCAUCGACCAGCAAAAUUGGUAACAAUCAUAAUUUUUCAACCAAUACAAAUUUGACUGAUUCAAAUGGAUUAAAUAAUCAUAAGACUACUAAUACGAGUAGUACUUUCAUUGUUCCAUCAUCUACCAUCUUUAAUAAUAACAAUAACACUAAUAAUAAUAGUAAUAGCAAGAAUAUCGUCCCUUCAGUGAGUAUAUGUUCAACGAUUCCUGAGAAUUCACAAGUUACUACUAAUGUGUCGAAUAAACAUAAGAAUAGUUCUUCGUCUACAAUUAUAUAAAUUGUCAUAUGAUCCUCUAACUUAAUUUCUUCUAUUUCGUUAACUUCGGUGAUAUAUAUAAUAUAAAUAUGUACAGUUUUCUUUUUCUAAAUGAAGUCGUCAAUUAGACAUGUGUCAUCUUCAAGUUUAUUCGCAGAAUAAAAUAAUCCUAUUCAUUUAUUGAGUAUCAACUUUUAUAUACUACUGAAAAAAAGCAGUUUCGUAUCUUUGACCUUCAGCGACUAUGAAUUAUGUAGAAAAUUUAAAUACGUUCGAAACGAUUCAAAUGGAAUGUCAAACAUUUACGUGUAUGUGUUAAUUCAUUCUCAAGGUUGCAUGUAUGUAUUCUGUAACCACGUUUAAUGGUAGCUUAAUGAAAUCCCUAUUAUAACAUUUCUCUCAUGAUGUUGAGUGGUUCCAGUAUUUCACUUUCUAUUUAAUACAUCAAAAUACAAUAAACUUUGACAUAUUUUCUUAUUGUUAAACAGACUGACUGCUGACAGUUUUACAUGAUUUACUACUUCAUAUUGUUCAAUCCUUUCUUCGUUAAUUUCCUCUCCUCUGCGUCACUAUAUUUCUCAUUCACCUAUUAAAUCUUUAUAAACAUUCUCUACUUGUUCGAAAUUAUAUAUGUAUUGAUUUCUGUUUGUGUCCAUUUGUUCCGGGCAUUAUCAUUGUGUUUUUCCUGUUAUUUGUGAUUUCAUCCCUUUAUAUUCUGCUUGUUGCCUUGAUUUACGAAAAGACCUUUUUUUAAUUUUGUUUUCUUUAAAUCAUACUUUAUUAUUAAGUUACUUAGUAACUACAAUCGAUUUUGUAAUAAUCUUAAUGUACACACACACAUAUACAUGAAUUAUUGUUUGGGUAAAUUUUGACAUUUUGUGUGUUCAGUUUAAUUUUCUUCUACAUGUACAUCUGUUUAUUAAUGGGUCCAUGUGUGUGUGUGUGUGAUGAUGAUGAAUAAGUUGCUAAACACUAGCAUAUACGUAAACGAUUACUCUAUAUCAACAGCACAUCAUAAAGCAUCUAUACCUUUUUUGCUGUAUUUGUCUGUUAUCCAUCGUUUAUACACAUAUUAUACAUCUGCGCUCUACUUGCCACAUUCUGUUCUGUUGUCAUAUUUUUUUAUUUCUUGGACAUCUUUUUUUUAUUAUUCUACUACAUUAUUAGGAUGGAUUCCAAGAGAGCUGUGUUCUACCUUUUCGAUUCUAUUUAACCUGUUAUCUUUUUUUUUGUUAUAAAUAAACUCAAUUUACAAAAUACAUAUUCGAUGAUGACAUAUUAACUAUUUUGUUUAUUGUAUCCAUUCGUGGUUGUUUGUCUCUGUUUAUGUGUGAUGCAUACUUGAUCUGUUCCACCUAACAGAUUCACUUCACUUGUUUAUGUUUGUAUUAUUAUUAUUAUUAUUAUUGUUAACGAUCAUUUGGUAACUGGAUUAAAAACCGACUUAAGAUGUAUAAAUUUGUUUUUGCUACAUUACUCUACUGCACUACCCCCUGAACAUUGAUCAAUACAUAAUCAUCACUAUUUAUCAUUGUUCUUGCUUGUAAGCAAAUUUUAGUCUUUCAUUCCAUGUAUUGGUUAUUCUUAGGUUUGUUUGUUUGUUUUCAGUUUAUGUGUUUAUUUUCCUUUAGCCAGUACGAUUACGCAAUUACUUCUAUUAUUAUUAUUAUUAUUACUAUGGAUAAUUACUUGUAUAAGAUUAGUAGUGGGGAAGAAGCAUUGUCGUUUGAUUUUGUUAUACAUUUUAUGAGAUUAUUUUCUAAUCCAGUGCCUUCCAACUCUCAAUAUCUUUUUUUCUUCAUAUACCUACAUCCUACUUAAUAAACGCUGUACAUUACUCUCUGUCUUAUGCUCUACACAAAAUAUACAUAUAGUAGUUUAACGUCGUUCGUCAAUUGUAUGAUAACUCAUCCAAAACGACGAACAGUUGGUUCAAUGUAUCUCAUUACUUCACUUACACACACACACACACAGAUAUUUAUCCAUUUGUGAAAUAAAUUUAAUUUCAUAUUGAAUCUUCCCGUGUUUGAUGAUUAUUUACUCAUUGUUGGUCUGUCGGUUCACUUCUCUUCUCUCUUGUUUUCUAUCUAUCGUCUUUAUCUAUGCUUCGUAUUUUUUUCGUUUCAUAUUAGAUAAUGUGAUUCCUACAAUUUUUUACGAUCAUCAUUACUAUUAUUAUUAUCAUUGUAAUUUUGUAUUGCUUUCUUACUGUUUUCCUUCAGUAUGUUUCAGAAAAUCCUUUAUCCUAGCGAGAACUUGAAUUUAUUUUGUUGGUUAUCCCUUCUGCUUUUAUAUUUUUUAUUGUGUUACACCUACUUUGAUGAUAGUGGCUAUCUUACCGCAGAUCAACAGUUUGUUCGGAAAAUCUAAUGUAUCUGUCUGGGUGAUGAGAAGUUAUUUCUAGUUUUCUUCACUUCUCUUGUGUGUUCGUUUAUCUACUUUUAAAUAUAAAGAAAAUAAUAUCCUUUCUCUUUGUGUACUCUCUCUCUCUCUCUUUAUAUUCAACUUCCGUACAGUUUACAUAAGUAAAUUGUUCAGAUAUAUACAAUGAAUUAUGUGUAAAAACUUUAAUUGUAUAAGACAUAGUUUGAAGUAGAAAAUCAAAACGUUUCUAUUAUGUUAUGCUUUAUUCUUUUCUUUUGUUUACCUGUUACUUCGUUCUGUAUCUGUUUUUUUCUCUCCUAAUUUUUUCUCUUUUGAUUUAUUCUUGCUCCGGCUCGUACGCCCCCGUCCCCAUUCGCUACGUACAAAUCUUUCAUUUUUGAUGCCUUUCUCUCUGUCGACCUGUUAAUCUAUCUGUCUGUCUUCAUAGUCUUUCGAUUUGUUAGACGUCUUAUACCAUAUUUGUUUUCAAUCUUGAUAAUUGAAAGAAAAAAAACGAAAUGUAAUACGUUGUGGAAUUUGUAUUCUAUGAAGAAAGACCUUUCUGUGACACAAUUCUUUAAUUGUAUCUUUGUUAGAUUAAUUGAUUUGAGGUUACCGUGAUUGAUCCAAUGUUCAAUUUUUCUUUAAUUCUUUGUAGACAAACUUCGUAGUUAAUCAUAAGUUAUGUAGGAGUUGAUUCGAGUUUGAUACACUAAAUCAACAUGGUUAGAUGAAAUUUUCGAUGUAAAUCUCGGAGCAGUAUAAGUGGUAGCAAUAUCAUCACCAGUUGUAGUAGAAAAUAUUAGGCAUAAACAGUAUGAUUUGCAAAGAAUGAAUGAAUUUGUAGAAUAAAAUAGCGUAUAAUAUUUAAAAAACUUGGAGCUCGAGGAAGGUAAAGCGUUAAUGUACCUUAUUCAUUGUGGGCCAUGUGAUCCAACAUGUCAAACUACUGAUUAUGAUAAUUAAACGAACCUCAACUAAAUA